Molecule: messenger RNA, 1483 nt
Organism: Thamnophis sirtalis
Lineage: Eukaryota; Metazoa; Chordata; Lepidosauria; Squamata; Natricidae
Source: RefSeq, a predicted model, not a curated record
UCUGUUCGCGCCACUCACCCGAUACCUGCUGCUUGUGGAAUAUAUUAUUUUGAAGUAAAAAUUGUCAGUAAAGGAAGAGAUGGAUAUAUGGGAAUUGGGCUCUCAGCUCAAGGAGUGAACAUGAACAGACUACCAGGUUGGGAUAAACAUUCAUAUGGUUACCAUGGAGAUGAUGGGCACUCAUUUUGUUCCUCGGGAACUGGACAGCCCUAUGGUCCAACAUUUACAACUGGUGAUGUCAUUGGUUGUUGUGUAAACCUGAUCAACAAUACCUGCUUCUACACAAAGAAUGGGCAUAGUUUAGGUAUUGCUUUUACAGACUUGCCGCCAAAUCUAUACCCCACAGUUGGACUUCAAACACCUGGAGAAGUUGUGGAUGCUAAUUUUGGACAACAUCCAUUUGUAUUUGACAUUGAAGACUAUAUGCGUGAAUGGAGAACCAAAACUCAGGCUCAGAUUGACAGAUUCCCUAUAGGAGAUCGGGAAGGAGAAUGGCAGACGAUGAUCCAAAAGAUGGUUUCAUCUUAUUUGGUACACCAUGGAUACUGUGCAACAGCAGAGGCUUUUGCUAGAUCUACUGACCAGACUGUACUAGAAGAAUUAGCUUCCAUUAAAAAUAGACAAAGAAUUCAGAAACUGGUUCUAGCAGGAAGAAUGGGAGAGGCCAUUGAAACAACACAGCAGUUGUAUCCAAGUCUGUUAGAAAGAAAUCCUAAUCUUUUAUUUGCUUUGAAGGUACGUCAAUUUAUAGAAAUGGUCAAUGGUACAGACAGCGAAGUACGGUGUCUAGGAGGUCACAGUCCAAAAUCACAAGAUAGCUAUCCUGUUAGUCCACGAUCAUUUAGUAGUCCUAGUAUGAGCCCCAGCCAUGGAAUGAAUAUCCAUAGUCUAUCAACAACGGGCAAAGGAAGUAGCACGCACUGUUCUGGUUUUGAAAAUAGUUGCAGUAAUGGAGUGAUAUCAAACAAAGUUCAUCAGUCAUAUUGUCACAGUAAACAUCAGUCUACCAGUUUAAGUGUACCAGAACUAAACAAUAUAAAUGUAACAAGAUCACAACAGAUCAACAACUAUUCCAGCAACGAUGUAGACAUGGAAACAGACCACUACUCUAAUGGAGUUGCAGAGACAUCAUCUAAUGGUUUCUUAAAUGGUAGUUCUAAACAUGACCAUGAAAUGGAAGAAUGUGACACAGAAAUGGAGGUGGAUUCCAGUCAGUUAAGACGUCAACUGUGUGGUGGUAGCCAAGCAGCUAUUGAAAGAAUGAUUCACUUUGGCAGAGAAUUACAAGCUAUGAGCGAACAACUAAGAAGGGAGUGUGGCAAAAACUCACAAAACAAGAAAAUGCUCAAAGUAAGUCAUGUCACCUUUGUGUAGAAAUUGCUAAUAAUAUGGUAGGUUCAGAUCCUACUCCCAUUUAUACAAUGUAGAGGAAAACUGUAGUUUGCUUGCAGACAUUUCAUUAGUCAGCUAGGUAACAUCAUCA